Messenger RNA from Ochotona curzoniae (black-lipped pika), 1451 nucleotides. It is a transcript of the gene KDELR1, whose product is annotated as KDEL endoplasmic reticulum protein retention receptor 1. The record is from RefSeq and is a predicted model, not a curated record. NCBI's taxonomy places the organism in Eukaryota, Metazoa, Chordata, Mammalia, Lagomorpha, Ochotonidae. The transcript has 5 exons. Bases 142 to 780 code for a protein of 212 amino acids. Gene Ontology annotation, cellular component: endoplasmic reticulum; membrane; cis-Golgi network. Gene Ontology annotation, molecular function: ER lumen protein retrieval receptor activity. Gene Ontology annotation, biological process: endoplasmic reticulum to Golgi vesicle-mediated transport; protein retention in ER lumen.
UGCGCCGAGCCGAGCUCACCCGAGGGAGGGCUCCUGUCCCGGCCCGCCGCCCCCGGCCCAGCCGCCCGACCAGCAGCAGCCCCCGGGGGCAGCCCCCCGCUGCAGCCCGCUUCCCUGAGCGCCCCCUCCUCCCCCCCAGCCAUGAAUAUCUUCCGAUUCCUGGGAGACCUCUCCCAUCUCCUAGCCAUCAUCUUGCUUUUGCUCAAAAUCUGGAAAUCUCGCUCUUGUGCCGGGAUUUCCGGCAAGAGCCAGGUCCUGUUUGCUGUGGUGUUCACCGCCCGCUACCUGGACCUGUUCACCAACUACAUCUCGCUCUACAACACCUGCAUGAAGGUUGUCUACAUCGUGUGUUCCUUCACCACGGUCUGGAUGAUUUACAGCAAGUUCAAGGCCACCUAUGACGGCAACCAUGACACGUUCCGGGUGGAGUUCCUCGUGGUGCCCACGGCCAUCCUGGCGUUCCUGGUGAACCACGACUUCACCCCUUUGGAGAUCCUCUGGACCUUCUCCAUCUACCUGGAGUCGGUGGCCAUCUUGCCGCAGCUGUUCAUGGUGAGCAAGACGGGCGAGGCGGAGACCAUCACCAGCCACUACCUGUUUGCGCUGGGCGUCUACCGCACGCUCUAUCUCUUCAACUGGAUCUGGCGCUACCACGCCGAGGGCUUCUUUGACCUCAUCGCCAUCGUGGCGGGCCUCGUCCAGACCGUCCUGUACUGCGAUUUCUUCUACCUCUACAUCACCAAAGUCCUAAAGGGGAAGAAGCUGAGCUUGCCGGCGUAGCCCUGGUCCUCCCAGUCCUCGAUGGCCGCGGGAGGCGUGAGAAGGCGGCGAGGAUGAACAGCCUUCCCGUGGGGGGGUGACUUUUUUAAGAACAACCUCUCCCCACUCCCCAGCCCCUCCUGCCGGGUUUCCAGGUGGUUGGGGGUGUACGUGGUGGAGGACCCGGGUCUUGGGGAGCCCAGGACCUGGGAUAUUUGUAGUUUUUUGCCUUUUAGAAAAGAAAAAGAAAUCUUUCCACUAUUUAGUUUUUGAUUCUGAAACCUCUCUCUUCUUGUGCCCGCCCGGCCCCCGUUUUUAUAAACUGUUUCUGAGUGUCCUUUGGGGGCCGGGGGCAGCGGCACAGGCCUUCCCUUGCACAUCUCGCCCCGGCCCCACUGGCUGCCAAACACUAACCUGCCACCGCCCGCCCUGCUCCCCGGGGACGCGGGAAAGGAGGCCCAGGACGGUCUCCCAGAAUUUUCAUAAUUUUUUUUUUGCCGAGUUUGGGUUUCUUGUCCUGAUUUGUGGGUUUUUUUUUUUUUUUUUUUUUGACAAAUUGGGGGUAGGGUGGGGGGAGAUCGGGGCUAGGGGAUAGAAAAGAGGCCGGCCUUUAGUGAUCACAGCUCUCAUGUUUUUGUACAGAACUGCCAGUUGAUUCUUUGUUCUCUUCAAAUAAACCGAGGAAAAUGGUA